UACGGCCACUUUUUUAAUCCACAAACCACAUGGUUAUUACGUAUACAUCCAUAAUACUUUGAGAGUAAUUUUAUAGUGUAUAAAAUUAUUCAAAUUUAAACUGAUAGACAAUUUUCACAUUUCCAACGUCCGUGUCGACGCAUGAACGACGAACUCCUCUCCAUCGAGUCCGUCAGUGGGGCUUUUCGAGACUGCGGUGUCAUUCGCUCGGUCGCCGCGUAUCAGUGAAGUGCUCCCAACCUGACCCUGGCCCUGAGGCCUUAUCGGAGGCGCCGCCCGCGGCCUAUAAUAGCUGGGCCGGCGUCUCCUUUUAACUCCAGAUUGAACUGUGACUCCGACAGACAUGUUACUCAGCUUGCUCCUCCUAGCUGUGCUCGCUGCAGCCAGCGCUUGCAAGACAUGCACCUGUGGGGUGGCCCGAGGAGCUCGGGUGGUAGGGGGUGGACCCGUCACUGCCGGGGAAUUCCCGUGGCUAGCCGCUGUCAAGAGAGACGGCAAACUGAUCUGUGGAGCAACUGUCGUCGCUCGAGACCAUCUAAUAACAGCAACGCACUGUGUUUAUGAAGUGGAAGCCUCCCGCCUGACUGUGCUAGUGGGGGAAUACAACGUUAACAAAUCGAGAUCCGAAGGCUACAGGGUGUCCCACGUCAUCCAACAUCCAGACUUCAACAGAUACACAUAUGAUAACGACAUAGCUGUGCUGCGACUAGCGGAAGCAUUGCCAGAUCACCUUUAUCGACCCGCGUGUCUACCUGACGAUGAAGAUGCAUUAGAGGGCGUGGACGCUAUUGUCUCUGGAUGGGGAAGUACCGUGGAAAAGGGUCCGCCUUCAGAUAUUCCUAUGAAGGCGGAAGUACAAAUCUGGUCACAAGAGGCUUGCACGGGCGCGGGCUACGGCCGCAGGAAGGUGACCCCUCGCAUGUUGUGUGCUAACGCUCCAGACAGGGACUCCUGUACCGGAGACUCUGGUGGGCCGCUGCUGAUGACGCAACCACAUUAUACUGUUGUUGGCAUAGUGUCGUGGGGUCGCGGUUGCGCCAGACAAGGCUACCCGGGCGUGUACGCGAGGGUCAAUCACUUCAUGCCGUGGUUGCGAGUGGCGCUGAGACACGCUUGUACAUGCUCACCUCCGAAUAUAUACAAGAAAUGAAAGAGGCUGUAAAUGCUGUAAUAUUUUUUUAAAUGCAAUUAAUUCUGUUUGAUCUAAUUUUAAAGCUUUGAAAAAAAUUAUGACAGGACUGAGUUAUAACAUAUGUGAAAUCUUUUGUAGUUUAUUUUGUACAAAAUAUGGGCCAGUUUGUAAAAUUUAAUUAUCUUUGUAAUUUUAUUAUAGAUAGAAAAUGUUACCUUUAAUCCGAAGUAAUAUUGCCAUUUAAACCAAAGUAAUAUUGCAAAAGGAGUCUAUUCUUAAGAUUUAGGUUAAUAUCUUGUCUAAAUGUAUUUUGUAUUUGUACCUAUCAGUAUUAGUGUAGGAUUUAUUAACCUAUCAUUUAUACUUAUAAUUAAAACAAUGGCUGUGAAUUACGUAAUUAGUUAUUAAUUAUUAUUAACAUACAUAUUAAUUUAUUUUAGUAAUCCUUUAACAAGUCACCUCGUAAUAAUUGUUACAUUUCCACUGGAAUUUUUACAUUGAUAUAUAAUUUAUAGUUGACUGAUUUCAAGAAUGUAGUCUGUGAAAUUACUUCGUAAUGUGGAUGUAAUUAUAAUUAUAUAAAACCAAUCAUUGCAAUGUUAUUUUCAGCACUUAGUUACCAAGUAAUAUAAAUAAAAAAAUAUUUUAACAAACCGUAUACAAUUGUUACCAAGUUUUUAU
This is a messenger RNA of Danaus plexippus (monarch butterfly), 1813 nucleotides long. RefSeq names its product transmembrane protease serine 9-like. Bases 344 to 1150 code for a protein of 268 amino acids. Lineage: Eukaryota; Metazoa; Arthropoda; Insecta; Lepidoptera; Nymphalidae. The record is from RefSeq and is a predicted model, not a curated record. Gene Ontology annotation, molecular function: serine-type endopeptidase activity. Gene Ontology annotation, biological process: proteolysis. The transcript is spliced from 6 exons.